Messenger RNA from Mytilus trossulus (common blue mussel), 825 nucleotides. RefSeq lists its product as uncharacterized. The transcript has 7 exons. Lineage: Eukaryota; Metazoa; Mollusca; Bivalvia; Mytilida; Mytilidae. The record is from RefSeq and is a predicted model, not a curated record. The coding region runs from base 4 to 825 and encodes 273 amino acids.
AUAAUGAAGUGCUGUUGUUUGGUUGUUUUCAUAUUUUGCACAAUCGAUGUGUCAAAUGGCGGCAUUCUUUCCGGGAUCUGCCUCGCCUCCAAUGGUACCUGUGGAAAGAAAGGUGUUCCAUGUAAAGAAACAUUCGGGUCUGAAUGGACGCAUACCGGAAAAUGCUGCAAUGAACGACCAUGCUGCAAAUCUUUCAAAUCGCCAUGUGUUCCAGACACUACUUGCCCAAGGGAUUUCAAGUUGUUGACAAACCAAGCAAGUAGUGCUAAUUGUUAUUCAUAUAAUGGAAACGGUAAACCGUGGGAAGAAGCUCAGUCGAUUUGUGCCAGUUCACCAGGUGCCUACCUGUGGAGACCGAACACGCUACAAGAAACCUUUGAUGUUUACCAUGAAUAUUUGAAACAUGCACCUUCUGUAUGGACCGGUGCAAAUGAUAGAGACAAGGAUGGGAUUUUUACAUUUAUCACAGAAAAUGGUCCAUUUUCAUUAAAUUCUGUCCCAUUUGGACAAGGCGAAUUUAUUUUCAAUGAAAUGAAAAUGACAAAUGAUACACAAUCUGCGUCGACACCAGAUACUAACAAUGAUAUCAUCGCUGGAUCACCACAUUGGCUCAUUAUAGGACUGAUUGGCAUCGUGCUAUUUGUAGUAAUUAUUGCAGUUGUGAUAUUACUUUUCCUAUUUCGACAAAAAAUACUUACAAAAUGGAUGUCGGAAGAUUCAGAGAGUACUUCAGAUAACAUAGAUCAAAGAGAGCAGGCAGAGGUUCGCGGUAGACGUAAAAAGAAGGAUGACACAGAGAUUGAAGAAGACGUUAUUGAGGUUUGA